UCACUUAUUGAUGAUGAAGAUGUUAUUAAUAGUAGUUUUGUUUUUAUUCGGCAAAAUGAUGGGAAAACCACUCUAAAGGAUUAUCAAAAUUUUAUUAACUCAGUACUUUUCCCACAAAUGGAAAUUGCGAUAGAUAAGAAAAUUACAGUGAAAACUUCUCAGAUUUAG
This is a messenger RNA of Funneliformis geosporum, 168 nucleotides long. NCBI's taxonomy places the organism in Eukaryota, Fungi, Glomeromycota, Glomeromycetes, Glomerales, Glomeraceae. The record is from the annotation of a GenBank genome assembly.